Molecule: messenger RNA, 1698 nt
Organism: Tripterygium wilfordii
Lineage: Eukaryota; Viridiplantae; Streptophyta; Magnoliopsida; Celastrales; Celastraceae
Product: AP-4 complex subunit mu-like
Exons: 13
Coding region: 96-1448 (450 amino acids)
Biological process (GO): protein targeting; Golgi to lysosome transport
Cellular component (GO): clathrin adaptor complex; cytoplasmic vesicle; trans-Golgi network
Source: RefSeq, a predicted model, not a curated record
UAUUUUCAAGUUUAAUAAAGCGCUGUUUCUGAGAGAAUUAAUUCCUCGAUACUCUCCGAGACUCCGACAAUUGUACUGAUCGCGAAGAAGAGAAGAUGAUCUCGCAAUUUUUCGUGCUCUCGCAAAGAGGCGACAAUAUUGUCUUCCGCGACUAUCGCGGAGAAGUCCAGAAAGGAAGUACUGAAAUAUUUUUCCGGAAUGUAAAGUUUUGGAAGGAUGGAGAGGAGGAUGCGCCACCUGUAUUUAAUGUUGAUGGUGUGAACUAUUUCCAUGUGAAAGUUGCUGGAUUGUUAUUUGUUGCUACAACAAGGGUAAAUGUGUCGCCUUCUCUUGUCUUGGAGCUUUUGCAAAGAAUUGCACGUGUCAUCAAAGACUACCUUGGGAUUCUUAAUGAAGACUCAUUCAGGAAAAAUUUUGUCCUUGUGUAUGAGCUGCUGGACGAAGUUAUUGAUUUUGGUUAUGUUCAGACAACGUCAACCGAGGUUUUGAAAUCAUAUGUAUUCAAUGAGCCAAUUGUCAUUGAUGCUGCUCGUUUGCCAAGCCUUGGUCCUGCUGGAAUUUUUAUGCAAGGGAGCAAAAGAAUGCCUGGGACUGCAGUUACAAAAUCUGUUAUAGCCAAUGAGCCUCGUGGUAGGAAGAGGGAGGAAAUAUUUGUGGAUGUGAUUGAGAAAAUAAGUGUUACAUUCAGCUCUAGUGGAUACAUACUGACCUCUGAAAUUGAUGGCACCAUUCAAAUGAAGAGUUACCUUACUGGAAAUCCAGAAAUCCGUGUUGCUCUUAACGAUGACUUAAGUAUAGGAAGAAAUGGAAGCUCCAUUUAUGGCUAUGGUGGCUCAUCUGGAUCAGGGGCAGUGAUCCUUGAUGAUUGUAACUUCCAUGAAUCCGUACAUCUUGAUAGUUUUGACAUUGACAGAACCUUGAGUCUGGUACCACCCGAUGGAGAGUUUCCUGUUAUGAACUACCGUAUGACUCAGGAGUUCAAGCCUCCCUUCCGUAUCAACGCAUUGGUCGAAGAAGCUGGAUCCCUUAAGGCUGAAGUUAUUCUUAAAGUGCAUGCUGACUUCUCGUCAAGCGUUACUGCAAAUACGAUUCUCGUACAGAUGCCACUCCCAGUAUACACAACCAGGGUUAGUUUUGAUUUGGAGCCUGGAGCAGUUGGAAACACAACCGAUUUUAAGGAAUCUAGUAAGAAACUUGAAUGGGGUCUAAAGAAGAUUGUUGGUGGAACUGAACACACCCUACGUGCUAAGCUGACUUUUUCACAAGAGAUGCAUGGAAACAUUACAAAAGAAGUGGGACCAGUUAGCAUGACCUUCACGAUACCCAUGUACAAUGCUUCAAGACUUCAGGUGAAGUACUUGCACAUUGCGAAGAAGUCGAAGACCGACAAUCCAUAUCGAUGGGUGAGAUAUGUAACACAAGCAAAUUCUUAUGUCGCCCGGUUAUGAGUCUAAUCUUUCUAUCUACCGAAUUUUCCUCGCCUUCUUGUCGUCAUCUGCGUGUGCUUUGCUGGUUUCAGCUUUACGUAAUGAGCUCAAAAGUAUGAACUCAGAAAAUGGUGAUAAACCCUUGUUUUGUAUGCUACUUGAUAAGAUACUUCUUCUUCUUCUUCCCCUCUUUGAGCAUGCUUAUUGGAUUUGGAUACACUUUGGGAGUUUUGUUCGUUAUUUACAGCACCGGGCCAGACUUGCUGGAUUA